Messenger RNA from Ostrinia nubilalis (European corn borer), 1237 nucleotides. Its product is annotated as odorant receptor 9a-like. The coding region runs from base 80 to 1237 and encodes 385 amino acids. Gene Ontology annotation, cellular component: plasma membrane. The transcript is spliced from 9 exons. Gene Ontology annotation, molecular function: odorant binding; olfactory receptor activity. Lineage: Eukaryota; Metazoa; Arthropoda; Insecta; Lepidoptera; Crambidae. Gene Ontology annotation, biological process: sensory perception of smell; detection of chemical stimulus involved in sensory perception of smell. The record is from RefSeq and is a predicted model, not a curated record.
GUGCUGUGGAAAUUUGUGAACGAGAUUUCUAUUGUCAGCUUCCACUGGCAUUUGGCGCAUACUGUACAGGACCGAGAAAAUGGAUGAAUUGAGGCUCAAAGUGAUGGUGUGGAGUGGAAUCUACAAGUUACAUACUAAAAAUCGCCUUCUGGGUAUAUGCCACGACGUGUACAGAGUUCUAAUGAUAUUAUACAUGUCGAUAUACACUGCCCAGUAUUGCGUUUUCUUCUACAUGAAUGUUACACGUGGGGACGUAAUUAACUGGCGAGUGGCCGUAUUCAUUCUAACAAUGUUAAACAUGGUUGUAAAAGUCAUCACAAUUUACAUGCACCCUGAGAGCAUAGAUGAAAUACAUGAUUUAAUUAAAGAUCCUAUGUUUGCUGCAACAUGUAAGGAAGAUGAAGAUGUCAUCAAGAAAAAUGAACAUCACAUUGGUUUGUAUAUAAAAAUCAUGUACGUAGCGGUGAUUGCAUGCUUGUUUUUUUGGGUGGCUUUAAUGAUUGUCACCAGAGUUGUGGAUGACACUGCUAUACCCCCAUCGUAUUUUCCGUUUGCUACUAAUCCGUGGCCACAGUACAUAAUCGCUACAUUUGUGGAAACUGUGGGAUCCAACUUCUGGGCUGGAUUCGGGCACAUGAGUAUAGACUGCAGUGUAGCGUGCUACUACGGCCGCGCUACAGCUCAGCUGAGAAUUAUAAGAUAUCACUUGGAGCAUUUGUUUGACAACGGCGGAGCUCAGGGCCGUUUUCAAUAUAAAGAUGUUCUAGACAGAAGUUUAGACGAGAAAUUCGUUUACUAUAUUCGGCGCUAUCAAUAUGUCAAUAGGAUGAUUGAUAACGUGAGUGACGCUUUUAACUGGGGUAUAGCAUUUCAUUUAUGUAGCGUGACAACCGGCAUCGGUAUGUGUGUCUUUAUAAUAAGCACCAGAGACAUCUUCUCAUUGGAUAUGUUAUUUAUAGUUACCAUAUUUGUCCUUCUUCUAUUAGAAAAUUUUAUGUACUGUUACUGCGGAGACUUGGUGAAAAGCGAGAGCGAUCAGGUGUGCACGUCAAUGUACUUCAGUGAUUGGACAGUAGUGUCGCCGCGGUUCCGGCGUAUGAUGCUGAUAGCAAUGACUCGCUGGGCGCGUCCGAUCGAGCCUCGUGUGACCAUUGUACCCAUCUCACUCACCACAUUUUCAGCGAUUUUACGUUUCUCAUACACAUUGUACACUAUGAUGAAAACUAGAACGAUGUAG